Molecule: messenger RNA, 849 nt
Organism: Alternaria atra
Lineage: Eukaryota; Fungi; Ascomycota; Dothideomycetes; Pleosporales; Pleosporaceae
Exons: 2
Coding region: 1-849 (282 amino acids)
Source: RefSeq, a predicted model, not a curated record
AUGGCGUCAAACCCGCAAUCAAACACAUCGCUUACCUGGACGCCAUCAUACAAAGAAGAUGAGACCAAAGUGGGCUUCCUGGACUUACCGCGCGAACUUCGAGACCUAGUCUACGAGUUUGCAUUCCGCAUCCCAGGCGCGAUUCUUGUCUACUCGCGAGACCCCUUCGCAGUCCGACCUGUCGCUCGAGCGAUGAACAUCCGACACGGCGGUGACGGACCGAUUGAACCCCAACCGCUGAGCACCGGCCAGAUUCCAGUAGCGCUCUGGAGAACAUGUCGACAACUUCGAGCAGAGAGCAGCCCCGUUUUCUAUGGAACGAACGUUCUCUCUUUCUGGGCUCUGGGCAACAUCGACGUGGGACUUGCUAACAUGUGUUUGGUGCGGCACGUUGUGACUGAAGCAAGUCCUCGCGGUAUCUUUGACAAAUCUCUCGAGCAUGUGAGCUAUUGCUGGAAGAGACGGUUUUGGCCUGAGAUAUUACGCAAUAGCGAUGCUAUCAUGAAGCAGUUUCCAAACUUGGAGACGUUGACAUUUUCGUUGAAGCCGCCGCGUGGGGAGAUCUGGACACCGGCUUUCUUCGCUGUGGCUAACAAGACGAGGGAGCAGCGUAUCGAUCUCGUUGCUACUUGGAUGAGUCAAAGAUGUUCUUGGGAAGACGAUCGGUUGCGUCAAAUCUUGCAUCUCGAAAUGGUGCCAUCCCCUGGGCUGUCGAGGCGUGAAUAUGCGGGUUCACGGUUCAUACCCGAAGAUGACGAUGUCUGGGACUGUACCGAGUUUGCGGAUGCGUUUGAGCAGAUGAAAAGCUCGAUUCAACUGGAUGCGAGUGUUGAUGCGUCGAUUGGAUAG